Molecule: messenger RNA, 507 nt
Organism: Manis javanica (Malayan pangolin)
Lineage: Eukaryota; Metazoa; Chordata; Mammalia; Pholidota; Manidae
Source: RefSeq, a predicted model, not a curated record
AUGGGGAAAACCGAAGGUGGGACACUUUCCACAGCGGGGAGCCUUAAUGAGGAGAAAGGUCUGUCUUCCUUAGCACUACACAAGGCUAGAAGAGGCGAGGAAGAAACUGACUGGAUCAAUACAGAAGUAAUUGUAUUCAAAGGGGAAGGAACAGAAAGAAAGGAAGAGAAAAAGGCAAGGAAGGGAGACAGAUGCAAGAAACCCUGUCAGAAAAUGGAAGGACAACCAGAAAAUGAGAAUGAACCAAAGCUUGAGGAAGAGCCAAAGCCUGAGGAAAAGCCAGAGGAAUAGGAAGAACCAGAGGAGGAAAAAAUGGAAGGAACUUUUAGAGAAAGGCUGAUUCAACAGCUCCAGGAAUUUAAAGAAGAUAUACACAACAGGCAUUUAAGCAAGGAAGAUAUGUUUAGAGAAGUGAAUGAAAUAGAUGAGAUAAGGAGAGUAAGAAGUAAACUUAUAGUGAUGCAUUGGAAGGUUAAUCGAAACCAUCCUUACCCAUAUUUAAUGUAG